CUGGACUCACCGGGCCGGGGGCUGGGGUGGGACCCGGCGGGCGCCAUGGAGCUGCUCUCGGCGCUGAGCCUGGGCGAGCUUGCGCUCAGCUUCUCGCGGGUGCCCCUCUUUCCUGUCUUCGACCUUAGCUACUUCAUCGUCUCCAUUCUCUACCUCAAGUAUGAGCCAGGAGCAGUCGAGCUGUCCCGGCGCCACCCCAUGGCAUCCUGGCUGUGUGCCAUGCUGCAUUGCUUCGGGAGUUACAUCCUGGCUGAUCUGCUCCUCGGGGAGCCCCUGGUCGACUACUUCAGCAACAACUCCAGCAUCCUGCUGGCCUCAGCAGUCUGGUACUUGAUUUUCUUCUGCCCCUUGGACCUCUUUUACAAGUGUGUCUGCUUCCUGCCGGUGAAACUCAUCUUUGUGGCCAUGAAGGAGGUGGUGAGAGUCCGCAAGAUCGCCGUGGGCAUCCAUCACGCGCAUCACCACUACCACCACGGGUGGUUCGUCAUGAUCGCCACUGGCUGGGUCAAAGGCUCUGGUGUCGCCCUCAUGUCCAACUUUGAGCAGCUGCUCCGAGGGGUUUGGAAGCCAGAGACCAACGAGAUUCUGCACAUGUCCUUCCCCACCAAGGCCAGCCUGUACGGAGCCAUCCUCUUCACCCUCCAGCAGACCCGCUGGCUCCCAGUGUCCAAAGCCAGCCUCAUCUUCAUCUUCACCAUGUUCAUGGUAUCCUGUAAGGUGUUCCUGAUGGCCACUCACUCCCACAGUUCCCCUUUUGAUGUUCUGGAAGGCUACGUCUGCCCUGUGCUGUUUGGGUCGGCCUGGGGGAACGACCAUCACCAUGACAACCACGGUGGAUCCCAGGGCGGCAGUGGGCCCGGCUCCUCGCACUCAGCCCUGCCCACCAAGUCCAAGGAGGAGCUGAGUGAGGGCUCCAGGAAGAAAAAAACCAAGAAGGCAGAUUAGAGGGCAGCGCUGGGGGCAUUCAGGGCACCAAGGAGAGGACCCAGACCCAGGACCUGGGCUCAGUUCUCCCCUCUCCAGGCCUCUACUUCCCCAUCUACAAAUUGGAGCCAUUAGCCCACCCUCCAGGGCUGAUGCGGGGGUUAAAUGAGAUAUGGGGGUGAAGGGCAUUUGUAGGAAUGGGGGGGUCCCUUUCUUUUUCUGCCAGGUCCCCAUAGAGUUACAGCUUUGCGGGGGGGAGUUCACAGAAUCCCAGCAGCAGCUCCAGCCGGAAACCCUGGCAGUUAUGUUCUUGGUUCUAUUAUUUCCUCUCUAAAAUUACACCUUGACUCCAAAAGAA
Molecule: messenger RNA, 1282 nt
Organism: Eubalaena glacialis (North Atlantic right whale)
Lineage: Eukaryota; Metazoa; Chordata; Mammalia; Artiodactyla; Balaenidae
Gene: TMEM38A
Product: transmembrane protein 38A
Exons: 6
Coding region: 46-945 (299 amino acids)
Biological process (GO): potassium ion transmembrane transport
Cellular component (GO): membrane
Molecular function (GO): identical protein binding; potassium channel activity
Source: RefSeq, a predicted model, not a curated record